Molecule: messenger RNA, 981 nt
Organism: Auanema sp. JU1783
Lineage: Eukaryota; Metazoa; Nematoda; Chromadorea; Rhabditida; Rhabditidae
Source: the annotation of a GenBank genome assembly
AUGAGCAAUGUUGAGUCAACAUCUGAAGAAGCAGCUUCUGAAAGUCAUUUAGAUGUUAUUAGAACUGUUUUAAGUAAAUGGAGGCAGAGAUUUGAAGGAUGCAGUUUUAUGGGGCGAAAAGAGAGAAAUCGUACUCGCCGACCUAAACCGGAGAAACCUGCCAAGAAGACCACAAGGAACUUGAGUGAUUCAGAAGCUUCUGCCACUGAUACGAGUGAAGUAAACGUCUGUGAUAAAAUAAAUAGUUUGAUGUUAAGCCGUUUCAUUCAACUGCCCAUAGGUAUUGAUGAACAAGAAUGGAUUGCCCACCAUACUUUCUCAUUAUUCGAUCAUGUAAAUGCUUUAUGUGGUACUGUAUCUGAAGUCUGUACCCCCGUAACAUGCUCAUCUAUGAGUUGUCCGGAAAACACAAAAAUUCCAUUCAUUGAUGAAAAAGGAAAAAAAUGUUUCUAUCCGGCUAUGCAAUAUAUAGAUGCUGUUAUGACAUUUUGUGAGCAGAUUGGAAGGAAUGAAGAAGUUUUUCCAACUAAAUAUUCUUCUCCGUUUGGAUCAGAUUUUCACGAUGUUGUUAAAAGAAUCUUAUUAAUGAUCUGGCACUGCUUGGGACAUCUGUAUGAAAGUCAUUGGAAUACUCUUGGUGAACAUGAGCUGUACCCGCAGUACCUACUGGUCACAGCACAUUUGGGACAGUUUUGUAAGCAGUUUGAUCUAUUGGAUAAAGAAGUGCAGGCUGCCAUAGAUGACAUUGUGGCCAAGAAUCGUCGUUGUCGUGAGGACAAAGAGAAGAAGGAAACAAAGCUGUAUCAAUCGCGUUCGUUACAUGAGUCCCCUACUCAUGCAACUGGCGUCUUAUCAAAAAGUCAUAGCUGGUGUGGAAAUAUGACCAAAUCUCCACUUUCAUUAUCCAAUACAUCAAGUCCUCAGUGCUCGUCAAGAAAGUCAGACAGUAGUGUGAUGCAGUCUAGCCGCACCGAAUAUUAA